AUGGAAGAACUCCAGAAAACUGAAGAAAUAGAGUCAGUGAGAGAGAGCUCACCACUGGAGCUACCACCGGCGUCAAUCUAUAAACCCCAACCACCGUUCACCGCCACAACCAUGAGAGUCUCAUCUCCCCCGGCGGCGUCGUCUCAUCUCGACGACCACCACAUUUCCACUACCGGCUACCGUGAUGCCGAGUCUCUUUUCCGCUCUAAGCCCAUUGUCGACAUCCGAAACACCGAAUCCGCAAUUCGUAAACAGAAGUCUACCGAGAAGACGAUGGAAGAAUUAGAGAAGAAAGAGAGUAAGAAGAAAAAGAAGAAGAAACAGCGGAAGGAAUGUAUCAAGCUGAGAAUGAAGGAAGGAAAAGUUGAGAAGGAAAGACGGGAGACUCUCGAACAAUUUCGAGCUGAGUCCCAAAGACUUCUUCGAGAAACAAGAAAUGUUGCAUUUAAACCUGUUCCUCUGGUUCAGAAGCCAAUUUCGUCGCUACUGCCUCCAAAGCCACCUGAUUCAAUCACGGUACCAGUCUCGCUGCUUCCACUUGAACCAACUCACCAUCUGUUUGAUGAAAUCCCAGAACGAGACGCUGCCAGAUUCUUUGUCGCAGAGGUGUUGCGCAUCAUCUCCAUGACCUUUGAUCCAGGACCACCCAAAGCUACACUCAAAGCCACAACAAUGAUUAUCACAAGGUAUUUUAGUUCAAGAUUAUUAGCAAAUAUCAUUUUUAUGAUGUCCGAUUUAACACAUCUCAUUGAGUCGACCCGAGUUAUCGAAUCUCCGCGUACUGUUGGUGAGAAUAUGAACUUGCUUGUUGGCUUUGAUUCAUUGUUGGUGAGUAUACUUUCGUCUGCUCAGAUUUUUGCUGGUGCAUUCCCUAAGAACUAUGAGCCUCCUUCUGGAUUUUACUUUGAAGUUAAUGAUGAUUCCGAAAUAGUUCAAGAUAACAUGGAUUUGUUCGAUUACAACGUGCAAGAUAGAGUGGACGACUUUGUUGCUGCUGCACUAAUACAAGCAAACAUAACUCGAACAAAUCCCAUAAUGUGGACAAUGGGAACCGAUUUUAAGUAUCAAUACGCACAUACAUGGUACCGGCAAUUGGACAAGCUUAUUCAUUAUGUGAACAAGGAUGGACGUGUCAAUGCUUUGUAUUCUACGCCAUCCAUAUAUACUGAUGCUAAAUAUGCUGCAAAUGAGACUUGGCCAAUCAAAACCGGCGAUUUCUUCCCUUAUGCAGAUCGUGCAAAUGGUUUAUGGACAGGAUACUUUACCAGUAGGCCAGCUUUGAAACGCUAUGUCAGAUUAAUGAGUGGCUAUUAUUUGGCUGCAAGACAACUAGAAUAUUUUAGAGGGCGAAAGAACUCGGGGCCAAAUACAGAUUCAUUAGCGGAUGCUUUAGCAAUUGCUCAACACCAUGACGCAAUCACUGGCACGGAAAAGCAGCAUGUGGCCAAUGAUUAUGCUAAACGGAUGGCGAUAGGCUACAAGGAGGGAGAGGAACUGGUUUCAUCAUCACUGGCUUGCUUGGCUGAAUCAACAUUGUUUACUGGAUGUCAGAACCCAGUUACAAAGUUUCACCAAUGUCCGCUUUUGAACAUUACUUACUGUCUUGCAACAGAAGUUGAACUGGUUCAAGGAAAGAGUUUGGUUACUGUGGUUUAUAACUCCUUUGGUUGGAAGAAGAAUGAAGUGAUUCAAAUUCCCGUUAUCAAUGGUGAUGUUACAGCAUAUUUGGGAGAAAUUCCAUCCAGCUUAGAAGAUGGACAAAUAAAGCUAAUGCUCCACAGGAGAUUGUUGCUUGAUGAUUCAAGAGGUGUUGCAGAGGCCCUAAACGAAACAGUCUGUGUUGUCCUUACAUCAUUAGUUUAUGAGAAGCAACAAAAUUUAAGAAUCAUGAUGAAAAUGCAUGGUCUCGGUGAUGGGCCAUAUUGGAUGAUUUCUUAUAGUUAUUUUCUUGCCAUAUCACUUAUCUACAUGUUGUGUUUUGUGAUAUUUGGCUCAGUCAUUGGAUUAAAGUUUUUCACAAUGAAUGACUACCGCAUCCACUGUUUUGUUCAGUUUAAACAAUGGGAUCCAGGAGAGGAAAAAGAAAACUUGAUUUAG
Molecule: messenger RNA, 2097 nt
Organism: Vicia villosa (hairy vetch)
Lineage: Eukaryota; Viridiplantae; Streptophyta; Magnoliopsida; Fabales; Fabaceae
Product: probable alpha-mannosidase At5g13980
Exons: 3
Coding region: 1-2097 (698 amino acids)
Biological process (GO): mannose metabolic process
Molecular function (GO): alpha-mannosidase activity; carbohydrate binding
Source: RefSeq, a predicted model, not a curated record